This is a messenger RNA of Paramuricea clavata, 801 nucleotides long. The record is from the annotation of a GenBank genome assembly. Lineage: Eukaryota; Metazoa; Cnidaria; Anthozoa; Malacalcyonacea; Plexauridae.
AUGAUAAAAUUUUUUGUAACAACAAAAAUAAAAAAGUUACUAAGGAAGCGAGAUAACGCAUACAAACAAGGAAGAAUGCAGAAGUUUAGGAAACUUCGUAAUAGAGUAGCAUCGGAAAUUACAAAGGCAAAGAGGCACUAUUAUGUAAUGAACAUUGGAAGGCUGAAUAUCAACGGGGAUGCCCGAAUGUGGUGGAAGAAGGUCUGGAAACUGACUGGAAAGAAGAAACCUUAUAUCAAUCUCAGUGAGCAGGGAUCAGACUCCAAACUCGAAGAUAGUGAUGCUGCAAGUAUGAUUAAUACGUUUUUCGCAGAUCUAACAAAUGAUUUCCCAGAAAUUCAAUCCAGAUGGUCAUCGUACGGUCAUUCAGAUGUCUUGCCGACUGUUACACCCGAAAGCGUUGCGAAAAAGCUUUUGUCCAUUCAGUCUCACAAAGCUCCCUGUCCAAACGACCCCUACCUCAAGAUAAUCAAAAUGUUUGCGCAUUUUUUUGCCAUCCCAUUAGCAAACAUUUUUAAUGCAUCAUUUGGGCAGAAGGUGUUUCCAAAACUGUGGAAAGAGUUCCGCCUAGCACCUAUACCAAAAGUGGAACCGUGCACGAAUCUGGAUGAAAUAAGACCAAUAGCUCUCACUAGCACAAUUUCAAAAAUACAGGAGUCUUACGUGGUUGAUUGGAUGUAUGACGAUAUUGAGUCUAAAAUUUGUAAGGAACAGUAUGGUGGUGUCCCACGCUCGUCAGCAGUUCUUGCGCUCGUUCACCUUCUACACAAAUGGAAUAAAGCGUUGAACUUAUCACAACGA